AUGGCAGAACAAAUUCGAGUUGUUACUCUCAACUGCUGGGGCUUGAAAUAUGUCUCUAAAGACCGGCAUGAACGAGUUACUGCAAUAGCUCAUGCGCUCGCCCGCUCGGACUACGACAUUAUUGCACUCCAAGAAAUCUGGGUCGAGGCAGAUUACAAUGAAAUUCGGCAAAGUGUCGUUCCUCGCUUGCCGUACACAAAGCUUUUUCACAGCGGUGCUCUUGGUGCCGGACUUGGUAUCCUCACAAGAUGGCCCAUCAUUGCUACCAGCAUGACUCCAUACUCUCUUGUUGGUGAACCCACAGACGUCUUCGGAGGAGACUGGUUUGUGGGAAAGGGUGUUGGGAGCGUAACGAUCAUGCAUCCUGUUCUUGGACCGGUCCAGCUUUUUGUCACGCAUUUCUGUGCCAAGGGCGGAGAAUCAGGUCCUGAGUACAACAGAACAUAUCGCCUAGUGAAUGCUUGGGAGUUUGCGAAAGUCGCACGGCAAGCCGCUGAACUGGGGCGGUAUGUGAUCGCCAUGGGUGAUUUUAAUAGCAUUCCAACAAGUCUCCCGAUGAACGUUGUCCUAAACCAUGCCGGACUAGUUGACUCGUGGGCAACUUCACAUGCACAUAUACCCCCGCCCUCUGGAAUGUUAUCUCCUAUAGAGGGUGUCAUCAAUUAUGGUGUCACUGCUGACUCACCUCUUAAUUCUUAUCGUGACUCAAAACCCUCUGGUGACCCAAUUGUUCGCAAAUAUCAAGGGAAACGCCUUGAUUAUAUCUUAUUCCGGCAUCCAGUCCCAACGGGUCCAACGAUCACCCAGGUUGUCUUCAGUGAUUCCAUUCCUGGCAACUCAUGCUCCUAUUCUGAUCACUUUGGUGUCGAGGCGACGCUAGUCAUUGACACGCAGGCGGAGGGCAAACAAGAUGAUAUGGCGUCAUUGAAGGAUACUUCAGCAAUGUGGUUCAACUCCCCCUCUGAACUUUCCCCGAAUGCGAUAACCGAGAUGAUGAACGCCUUCAACACGUCCUACAGGAUGUCGCAAGAUCGUUCUCGCAAGGAACUGAUUAUCUUUGGAACGAGCAUCUUGGUGCUGAUUGGUCUUAUCAUUGGAUCCGCAUGGGUUGCUGUUCCCUGGCUGAACCCAGUUUUUGUGCUUCUUGUCAUUUUCCUAUCGUGGCAGGCUACGACUAAGCUUUACGAAGGCUUCAUCUUCGGGAACUGGGAGCGGAAGGCUUUACAGAAUGUCAUAGAAGAGCUUGAGCUCUACAAGCAGAUCUUGGCAUCACAAGCACCCUACGACCGGUAG
Messenger RNA from Suillus subaureus, 1293 nucleotides. RefSeq names its product Endonuclease/exonuclease/phosphatase. NCBI's taxonomy places the organism in Eukaryota, Fungi, Basidiomycota, Agaricomycetes, Boletales, Suillaceae. The transcript has 6 exons. Gene Ontology annotation, cellular component: cytoplasm. The record is from RefSeq and is a predicted model, not a curated record. Bases 1 to 1293 code for a protein of 430 amino acids. Gene Ontology annotation, molecular function: sphingomyelin phosphodiesterase activity.